AUGCUGGCUAAUGCGGCAGCCAUCAAGAUGGCAAAAGGACAGCUCCGUGACCAAAUCAAAUCGAAACUCCAAACAAUACCACAAGAGUCACUAACGCACCAAUCCAAACUAAUCCUAGCACAACUAACGCAAUCGCCCAUUUUCCAAAACGCCAAAAGCGUCGCAGUGUACAUGAACAUGCCCACGCUGGAAGUUCAAACCCUACCCAUCAUCCGAGCAUGCUACGACUCAAAUAAACGCGUGUACCUCCCACGGUGCAACACGACCCCCGCCGCAAACCGCAAGCGCAACUACUUAUCCAUGCUCCAUGUGCCCACGUAUCAUGACGUAUGCCAACUUGAACCCCAGGGGAAAUACAAGCUUCUCGAGCCUACAUCCGGCGAAGACUGUUUAACCCGGGGCGAUCUAGAAUUGAUCCUCGUGCCCGGCGUAGCAUUCACUCCAACCGGUGAGAGAUUAGGCCACGGCGGUGGAUUCUACGAUGAGUUCCUAUCAACUUACUCUCGCCGUUGGUCACGACUUCCAUAUCUAAUGGGACUAGCAUUAAACGAGCAAAUAGUCAACCACAUACCGACACAGGACCACGACUACAAAUUAAACAAAGUCGUAACGCCAAACUAA
Messenger RNA from Lodderomyces beijingensis, 621 nucleotides. Lineage: Eukaryota; Fungi; Ascomycota; Pichiomycetes; Serinales; Debaryomycetaceae. The record is from the annotation of a GenBank genome assembly.